Nelumbo nucifera (sacred lotus) is the source of this 815-nucleotide messenger RNA. Its product is annotated as Iron-sulfur cluster biosynthesis family protein. Gene Ontology annotation, biological process: iron-sulfur cluster assembly. The record is from RefSeq and is a predicted model, not a curated record. Gene Ontology annotation, cellular component: mitochondrion. Lineage: Eukaryota; Viridiplantae; Streptophyta; Magnoliopsida; Proteales; Nelumbonaceae. Gene Ontology annotation, molecular function: 4 iron, 4 sulfur cluster binding; iron ion binding; 2 iron, 2 sulfur cluster binding.
UUUUCCUUUGAAAACCACCGAACUAGCGCCAAACAUCUUGGAAGGCAAAGGUGGUUGCUAUGAUGCGCUGAGGGGAGCGAUGUCAAGAUCUCUUCUUCACCGUCUCACGCCCUUCGUCUCAGCUCGGCUUCGAUACAACCAGAGGCUUCUGAGCUCUGCCGUCGAAAGCGCUCCCUCCGCAACUCAAGAUGCAGAUGCUCUCCACAUGACGGAUAAUUGCAUUCGAAGACUGAAAGAAUUGCAUGCUAAAGAAGCAACCAUGGAAGGAAAAAUGCUUCGGUUGAGUGUAGAGACAGGUGGAUGUUCUGGAUUCCAGUAUGUCUUCUUGGUUGAUGACAAAACCAACCCUGAUGACAGAGUUUUCGAGAGGGAAGGUGUUAAGCUGGUUGUUGAUAAUAUCUCAUAUGACUUCGUCAAAGGUGCAACUGUUGAUUAUGUUGAGGAGUUAAUUCGCUCUGCUUUCCUGGUAACUACAAAUCCCAGUGCAGUUGGCGGGUGUAGUUGUAAGAGCUCUUUCAUGGUGAAAUAGCAAUUCUUGUGAAUUCCUUUUUCUAGCACGGCAUCCCUGUCAUGGAUAUUUGCAGAUAGACAUAAUAUUUUAGCAAACUAGAAUCAUGUCACUUUUUGUAUCAUCAUAGCUAAGCUGGAUAUUUAUGGGCCUUAUGGCUGAACCAUGAAAGCAAAUUCUGUUCGCUGUAGCAUCUCAUAUACUUGAGUUCCAUCUGUAUUCAAACAGUAACAGUCUUUUUGGAGGAAAUAAUGAUUUAAGUGGGGAAAAAGCACCUCUAGAAUGUCCUCUGAGGGACAUUUCUUCA